AUGAGGAUUUUAAAGAUAGAAGAAGGUUCUGUUAACAAGGAAGGUGCUGUGAUAUCCUUACUCCCAGAAGAUAAAGAAGAUUUAUUCACGUUAUAUCAGAUCAUUGACGAAGAAGAUGAACUGAUUUUUAAAAAGAAGUUUUCGUCUAGAAAGGAUGAGGAUUCGAAGAAGACAAAUACUGACUUGGUUUUACUUAAAAUCCAAGUUGUAUCAAGUGAGUUUGACAUUAAUGAUGAAUUUUUGAGAUAUAAAGGUAAAACAGUUACUGAUGAUACUGGAAGGGCCAAUGCUGAAGUUCCUGUUGGUAAGUUCAUAAGUUUUACAGUGAACUACUCUUAUCCAUUCACCAUCAUUAAGGAAACGUUUGACAAACACUCUCGUCAGUUAUUAAACGAAGCUUGUAACCCAGAGGGUAAAUCUGAUACAGCAGCUGUAGUAUUGCAAGAAGGGAUUGCCCAUAUUUGUAUUUUAACACCAUCAUCUACCAUUCUAAAACAAAAAAUAGAAUAUAGCUUACCCAAGAAGAAACGUGGUACCGAUAUUAUGAAAUAUGAUGAAAAAACUGAUAAGUUUUACAAAGGUAUAUAUGCAGCAAUGAAUAAGUAUUUUGAUUUUGAAAAAUUGAAGAUGAUUAUUCUGUGCUCUCCUGGAUUUUAUGCAAAGACUCUAAUGGAUAAAGUAUUAGAGUAUGCGAAUGAAGAGCGUAAUAGUGCAAUUUUAAAUAAUAGAUCAAGAUUUUUAGUUGCUCAUUGUUCCACUGGUUAUAUGCAAGGUAUAAAUGAAGUCUUGAAGGAUCCAGCAUACACAUCUAGUUUAAGUGACACCAAAUACUCUAAGGAGGCUGUUGUAAUGGAUGAUUUCUUAAAACAUUUAGAUGAUGAUGAUUAUAAAUCUUGGUAUGGUGAAUUUGAAAUUUUCAAAGCUGCUGAAUUAGGUGCUAUUGCUUCAUUGCUAAUCACUGAUGCUAAAUUACAUUCCGGGAAUGUGAAAGAGAGGAAAAGAUAUCUUGAUAUGAUGGAUACAGUUGAACAUAAUGGUGGAACAGUAUAUACAUUUAGUACAUUGCAUGAUUCUGGGGAAGAAUUAGAAAAGUUGACAGGUAUUGCAUGUAUUUUGAAGUAUCCAUUACCUGAUCUUGAUGAAGAUGUAGAGGAUUUUGAUUAA
Messenger RNA from Maudiozyma saulgeensis, 1164 nucleotides. NCBI's taxonomy places the organism in Eukaryota, Fungi, Ascomycota, Saccharomycetes, Saccharomycetales, Saccharomycetaceae. The record is from the annotation of a GenBank genome assembly.